GUAGUGGAAUCACAUGGCGCUUUGGGCGCUUGUUUACGUUCGUCGGAGCAGGCGGCUACGUUACGUAGAUUUUGUUAUUUUGACUACCUCGUCAAGUUCAGUGCGAUUUUACACGGACAGUUGAUUUCUACAGCAAGCGUGCUGUGCAUGGAGAGGCUUCCGCCAAGGAGAAGUAGAGCCUUUAGCACCGCCACGUCGCACUAAUUUUCCUUGAAGUGUUGCGACGCGUUGUUUAACGCUGCGUCACACCGCUGCUAAGAAAGUGCCGGAAAGACAAAAUUAACCUUUCCUUGGUUUUCUUCAGUACUAGUGGAACUUGUCCACACUCACGCCGGGCCUUCGUUGCGGAGUGACCGCAAACAUGCCUGUCAAGAGGGACGAAAUGUUAGAUGUUCUGUGCAUGGUGUCCAAAGAAGAAAACUUGAGGGUGACACUGAAGCAUUCGGCGAAAGGCGGUCUAAUCACUGGUGCAACUGCGAUGGCAGCCGGCUUUCUUAUGGGACCUGUUGGGUUAGCAGUUGGUGGGGCACUUGGUGGCUGUGCAGCAGCAAUCUUGAUGCGAGACAAGUUUGUGUCUGCUGCUGAGAUUAUCAGCAACAUGUCUGACAACCAAAAGGACGAGCUUAUCACAGCUGUGCAGCGAGCUCUCUCUGACAUUGAAGUUAUGGACAUUGUGGAGAUGCUGGCUCUUCUAUGUGGUGAUAUCCAUGUCAAAAAGCGUAUCAUUCGUGCGAUAAUUGACUAUUUUCACAGCCAGAUGCGCUUGGAAAUCAUUGACUGAAGAUUAUUGCAUCGCGGACGCUACUUUUUCAAGUUGUUCCAAAUUUAUAGCAUGAUCUCCUUUGUUAGAAGCCUUUUUUUUUUUUUUGUGCCUAUGUAAAUUCAUGUUCAUAUGUGAGCCCUAGGACCCGUUCGCAUUUAGAAUACUCCUUUGUAGUUCUAUGAAACGCGUGACCUGGACAACACGCAGAGGAUGUAGUAAUCCCUGCUCCCUGGGAUAACUAGGGAAUGAAAUUUGCCUCUGUGCACUGGUAAAAAAAAUUUUCAAGUCAGAUCGUGGCUUCAAUAACUCAAUACAGUUUACUGCACAGGUUCAAAAUAUAUGGCACAGAGGCUACAGGUACACAUUUUACAAGUUUCUAUCAAUUCAGACUUACCCAGAAAAUUUAGUUUGAAGCACUCAGCUGCUCAUGUAUGUGAUGUGACUGGAAGUCGGAACAAAAAAAUUACUUAUGCAUUUCGUUCCAUUCGUACUCGGAAAGCAUUCACCACCCUUAAUGGGGCACUGACACACAAUUUUGGGGCUGAGGUAGCCUGGGGGAUCGAUUUCCAUGAGCACACUUAUGUCAUCUACCAAAUAUCAACAGCGAAUAGAGGUUGGUAGGUAACUUUCUAAAUUUUUAAGUUCUCGUGUGCAGUCCAGCACUGCACCUUGCGACAUUGACAUCAUCUGACCUGUAGGUGACCCCCAACUUCCACGGCAUCCCCACUGCAGCCAAUCUCUUAGCUGGUGCAGCUAGUAAUGAUGUCAAAGUCACCAUUGCCCUUUUGCCACACUUGCGCCAGCUGACUACUCUUCGGCAACUCCUCGCACGUCCGUGCCCGUGGCGAAUAUUUGAAAAGUGUGGAAGCCUCAUCAGACAAUAAUAACAAUGACGCUAACUGCAACGACAUUGUGCCGCACAUGCGGCAGGCAAAAGAAAGCGAGCAGACGAUGAAGGCUGUGUGGAAGUGUGUCACAGUUCCAUGUGCUGCAGUGGUGAAGUUUGUUUACCACAUUUUUCAUGCUAGAUGGUGUUAGCUGCACCCGACAGCUUGUCAUUCUCAGAGCUUUCCUAAACCGAAACUGAGACUGGUUGGUAAUGAACAGACUGUACUUAAUUAUCUGUUGUGCAGUGUGGCAAGUGAUGUGCCGUGCUGUGUCUAAUAGGCCCCAGAAACAUAUUGCAGCAAUAAUAUACCAGACCAAAAUUUUUGAGUUUGUGCCCCUUUAAAGAAAUGGAUGUGGCAGAGAAUGACUGGGGUGACAAAGUUGCUUGUGCAGGCAUCCGCUAAUGUUUAAGAGUGAAGUAAAAAAAUUUUGCUUUUGUAUGAAACAAAUCUAUUAAAAGGAAACGCUGAUUGAGCAUGUCAGGGUGCAAUGCACUCAUCAUAACAAUGGAGGUGCCAUUUUGGGUGGCAGUGGCACACAACACUACUAUUGCUUGUGACUGAUAUAUUUAGUUUUUUGGGCAUGAAGGCACUGCAUAAAAUAAUGCUUCAAAUAAUGCUUUCUGCUUCAAAUAGUGAAGUAGAAAUAUUUUUGUGUGUAUGUUUGCUUAGAUGUUACAAUUGGCAGACUUUUUUGACACUGGCAUUUGGAGAUCUCAAGUGAAUUAAGACAUAUUCAUCAAUACGUACACCAUAGUAUAGUGCCAUAAUGCAUUUCUUAUCGUUGUAAUUAGUGUGUUUGCAUCUCAUUGUAAGCUCUUUUUCUUCCCCAGUAUAUUUGGUAGCAGCAGCUUGAAGCCGUUUGGCAGGGUGCAGUCUAACGAGUGUCUUGAGAAAAGGUGAGGUGUGAAGUCGAACAACUUUUUCACUGCUUUAUAUAAUGCGUUUCAUGCAUUAUAUGGGAUUUUAAUGAGUGUCAAACAACACUGCUGACAUUUCAGUUUUGUGUAAUAAUUCCAGUUACAUGGAUAAGAAGAAAGGGAACCAAGGGGCUUAAUUUCUGUCUGUUGGAUUCGUAUGAUUCUGUUAUAUGAGCAGUAUGCAUCCUGCCAUCUUUAAAAAAAUGAAGUGGAAUGAGUUUUUUCCUGAUUCAUUUAUGUGUAGAUGCAGCAUCAUGGCAUUGCUGAGCAUUGCAAAGCCUAGUACAAGCGUGUUACAAACAAAAACAGGAGAACUAGACUAAAGCAUCGUUGCCAGAGCUGAUGAGCGGUCACAGCCACUAUCUUAUUACUGGUGUACAUUUUUCGUGUGUAAAAGAAAGUAGCUGCAGUGGUUUUGAUGCUGGGUAAUUUUGUUUGAUCUCGGUCUAAACAUUACAUCAUUCAGAGUAAGAUUUGGAGUAACAGUUUAUAGGUUGGAAAGAUAAAAAAAAACUACCACCAUUUCUCAUGCUCUGCAUGUUAUGUUUAGUGUAGCUGUAUAUGCUCCUGCAGUGGGAGCAUGUACAAGAGCACUAGUUAUGUUGGAAUGGCAUGGAAACACUGAUAGGGGCCUGCAUUUGCAAUUUUAUGCCAGUGUUGGUGAGAAGCAAUAGGAUAUGCCAGUAAUUUAUGUAGCACUGGCACCCAUUCACAGCAUAAUUAGCUGGUGGCCUCUUGUGUAUCUCACAGGGAAACCUCAGAAGUCUGUGUACUCACUCACAAAGUUGCACGACUGAGACAUGGACAGAAGGAAGACACAAUUAGACACACGUGUGUCUUUCCUCUGUCCGUGUCUCAGUCACACAACUUUGUGCAUUGUAAUGGCAAAUCAGCAGUCCGUGAUUGCGACCCUAGUGAAAUACAAAAGCACUUGAGUGCCCUGCCACGCAAUGAGGGACACCACGACUCGCCACAGGUCUGCCAUUCCACUUGUUGAGGGUGAAGGUAGUGCUGUUUGUCAGUAUGAGCUUUUUUUUUACUUGAUAAUACACGUAGAAUUAAAUGCAAAUACCUAUACACAGUGGGCGCUUUUUCUUUUUUAGACAUUACAGAUUUUUUAGAAUAAUGCUACGACAGUCAGGGUGCCGUUGUCUUUAUUGACUUGGCAGUUGUUUAUAUGGGAAAGUUGUUGGGUGUCACAAUUCAUGUAAUACCGAUUUUCUAGAAAUCACGAAAGUUGCAUGCAAGUUGAGAUAUUCAUCACUGAAUAUUAAUGGCGUUAUGAAAACUGACUGCGCCUGGCGUGCAGAAUAUGCAGCCGCUCUGUUACGUCAGACCGGAACUACCCAUGACAAGGAAGUGAUGAAACUUGAAUUGAGGUGCAUUUAGUCACAUAGCUGAGCAAUCAAGGUGUUGGUCACAUAGCUGAAAUUCUAAUGAAAACAAUUGAUUACGAGGGCACUUGCCAGAUUUUUGUAUUUAAUCUCACAUAUCAACCAUAAAGUGUAUGUUAAACAUUGCUGCUGUCUACCAAGUGUGCUGGAGGCCACUUGGCCCUCCUUGGCAUGAGUCUGUUUAUCUGUAGUGUGAAUUGGUCAAUGUCAGUAGAUUUGAGCUUUGUUUUGGGGAUAUUAUAUGGUUUUAGCUCAUAUGGGCUUUUAUAGUAACAGAUGGCCACAGUGAUGAGAAUCAUUUAGGCCAGCAAUUAGUGGUAUUUUGUGUGCAGUAUUGAGCUGAGAUUGCAUACUUUAUAUUCUUCUUUUUGUUAGUCUUUAUUCUGGAAUAUGUUGGGGUAUGACUGCAUUUAAGAGUUGGCGUGUGUUUAUCUGAAUGUGAGUGUAUUUUAAAUAUGAGCUUAUCUUUUUACUUCUCGCUGAAAGAAAACAAACAUUGGUGGCUGUUUCAAUUUUAAAUGCUAAUAGUAUAAACUGUGCUAUUUUUAUGCAGUUUUCUCAAUUUCUUCGUCUUGAGGUUUUAGAUUUAUGUUCAAAAACAUUUGCAGUAGAGCACAGUAAACAUGUAUAUUGACUGCAGAGAGUGAAACGAAAAGGAUAGACAAGGAUGUUAACCAAGUGAAUGCAUGGUUUGCUACCCAUUAACUGCAGAUUUUCGUAGUCAUCAAGGUGGAUUAAUAUUGUAAAUGGAAAGUCAGAGGAAAAAUUCGUAGCUUUUAUGUGUGAUGUGUACCUCUCAUAUACCUUUAAAAAUGAAGCUUUUCCUUUUUUCCCCUUUUUUGCUCUCUUUUGUAGCUGCAAUGACAUUAUAGAAUAUACGCGAAUCUACUUAAUAUUAUAGUGGGAAGAAGUAGCCAGCAUAUUUUCAGAAGGGUCUUAUUGAUAGCAAAUUUGGCUGUGCAAAAGCACUUUGUACUGUGAGUUAGCAUGCUUUAGCUUUGUCAGUGUUUUUAUAAUUCCAAGUAAUCUUUCAUGAAAAAAAUGUUCAUGCUUCAUAUAAGUCUGUUACAUAUAAAGACCUCUCAUGUGGUACAAGUGCCUGAAAAAGCAUUGGGCUGUGAUAAAACUGCCUCCAUUGUGUUUAGUAACAUUUUGUAGGUGAGUGCAGUGGAACCAGAAGAGCUAGUGCCGCAUGUUGUCUGUGUGCCAAAGAAACCUUUUGCGUUAUGCAUUGCUGUGUUGAUAAUUGUCAACGUGUGCUAUUUUGUUACAAUAAACAUGUAUAACUUGAUUUUAUAAUGAAGGUGCGUUCCUGUCAAACUUGCUUAUGCCUGUGGCUUCACAUUCACCUGUCAAAGUGACGUAUGGAGUGUUGCAUUUAGAUGGUUGCAUCUCCACAAUACACAAAAUUUAAGCCUGUUCUUCAAAGAGGAGUGUUAAGGAUAUGAAAAGGAAAGGAGAACGAGAAAUAAAACGUGGGGUGUUUAUCUUG
Rhipicephalus sanguineus (brown dog tick) is the source of this 5456-nucleotide messenger RNA. Its product is annotated as protein C19orf12 homolog. The transcript has 2 exons. Lineage: Eukaryota; Metazoa; Arthropoda; Arachnida; Ixodida; Ixodidae. The record is from RefSeq and is a predicted model, not a curated record. Bases 362 to 781 code for a protein of 139 amino acids.